AUGAAAUUCCAUGGAUACUCAGUGGUCUUGGGACCAGAUCAUCCACUGGAAUCAAGAAACAUGGUGGUGUCAUUUGCUCAUUUCCAAGAUUUUAUAACAAAAGAACUGUUAAAUUUUCAAUUCCAUCUAAUCCCAAAAAAUCAUAGUGGUUCUGUUCUCAGUGGAGCCACCCAUCGACAGAAACACAUCAUCACGUCUACAACACCAACCCAUCCACUCCCAACAAAAAGAGCCCAAACCAAUUCAAACAAACCAAACCAGAAUUUGUUUCACAAUUUCUCACCGAAAAUUUCAUCUCUCAAAGCCCCACUUAGGCCCCAUCUCCCACUGCUCAUCUCCUAUCCCCCCAGUACCUACACAUUAUCCCCAUCUCCAUUUCCACAUCGUAUUACAUCACACUUACCCCAAACCCAUCUGGGCCCCACACAACCUUUCUGUCUAUAUAAACCCCCCAUCCCCCCUCGGAUCUCCACAGAAAUGACCCAGUCUCUACCACCAGAUAUUCGCACCAUCGUGGAGCCCGUGGUGGCCCAGCUCAAACGGCGCCAACUUUCAGAAGACAAGAAGACCGCGGUCGAGGUGUCGCAGCUUUUGAUGCGCGUGAUUUCCGCCGCCCGCUGGGCUGACCCGCUCGACCUCAUUGAUCUCAUCCGCCAGGUGGGAAUUGUGUUGGAGAAGGCCACCCCCAAAGACUUCAUUCCGGGAAACAUUGUGCGUAGAGUGUUGGCAUUGAUCCGCGAGGAAAUCGACUCCGAAAACCCAACAGACAACACCCCCAUGAUCAGCUCCAUGUUCUCGUUGCUCUCGACGACCUCGCAUCUGACACAGCUGUCGAACCAGUUGCGCAAACAGCUGAAGAAACAGGCCAGUGACAUGCGCUCCAUCAUCAUCCAGGGCAUCAAGGAUCUCAUCGAUGAGAUCUGCAACGUCAAGGAGGAAUUGGAGAGCAUGUCUGCAGACUUGAUCCACGACAACGAGAUCUUGUUGACCGCCACGCCGCAGUCCGACACUGUGUUGCAGUUUCUCAUAAGGGCGCGUGCAAAGAGACGGUUCACUGUGUUGGUCAUGGAGUGCUAUCCAAAUGAGGCCGUCACGGCGCAAAAAUUCGUAAAGGAGUUGGCCAAGCAUAAGAUUGAAGCCGUGCUCAUCCCUGAUAGCACAGUGUUCGCCGUCAUGUCCCGUGUGGGAAAAGUUAUUCUCGGCGCCAACACCGUGUUCGCCAACGGUGGAUGUACCACCAGCGCUGGUGUGGCCAACGUCGUCGAGUGUGCCAAGGAGCACAAGACUCCCGUUUUCGCUGUGGCCGGUUUGUAUAAGCUUUCACCGCUCUAUCCUUUCAACAGAGAGGACUUGAUCGAGGUUGGUAACUCGGGUAAGGUCUUGAGCUAUAGCGACUCGGAGCUCAUUGAAAACGUAGAUGUGGUCACGAAUCCCUUGGGCGACUACAUCGCUCCUGAACAUAUCGACAUCUACAUCACCAACGUGGGAGGUUUCGCGCCAUCCUUCAUCUACAGAAUUGUCUUGGAUAAUUAUAAACCAGAGGACAACAGUCUUGAGAAGAGAUGA
Molecule: messenger RNA, 1566 nt
Organism: Australozyma saopauloensis
Lineage: Eukaryota; Fungi; Ascomycota; Pichiomycetes; Serinales; Metschnikowiaceae
Gene: GCD7
Product: translation initiation factor eIF2B subunit beta
Exons: 1
Coding region: 1-1566 (521 amino acids)
Biological process (GO): translational initiation
Cellular component (GO): eukaryotic translation initiation factor 2B complex
Molecular function (GO): translation initiation factor activity; guanyl-nucleotide exchange factor activity
Source: RefSeq, a predicted model, not a curated record